Messenger RNA from Coffea eugenioides, 1414 nucleotides. Its product is annotated as F-actin-capping protein subunit alpha. The record is from RefSeq and is a predicted model, not a curated record. Gene Ontology annotation, biological process: barbed-end actin filament capping; actin cytoskeleton organization. Gene Ontology annotation, cellular component: actin cortical patch; F-actin capping protein complex. The transcript is spliced from 10 exons. Gene Ontology annotation, molecular function: actin filament binding. The coding region runs from base 109 to 1041 and encodes 310 amino acids. Lineage: Eukaryota; Viridiplantae; Streptophyta; Magnoliopsida; Gentianales; Rubiaceae.
AUCAUCACAAAAUAUUGGAAUCUGGUAAUAAAUUCGGGAUCAGCACACACAGUGGAAGGUGUGACUGUGUGUGAAAAUUUAGUACCCGAAAAAAAAAAAGAAACAAAAAUGUCAGACGACGAUGAAGAAACGAGUACAGAGCCGGAAGAGCUGAGUCACAAGCAAAAACUAGAAAUUGCAAAAUGGUUCCUCAUCAAUUCUCCCCCUGGCGAAAUCCAAUACGUAGCCAAAGAUGUUAAAGCGGUUUUGAAAGAUGAAAAUGUAUAUGAAGCAGCGGCAGCGGAGGCAUUUCCUCUGUACAACAAAUCUCACAUGAUUUGCCUACAACUUCCUGACCGAAGUGGCGAUGUCAUGGUGACAUCGUUUAGUGAGAUUACUGAAGAUGAAUAUCUUGAUCCUAGGACUGCCCAAGUGGCUGUGGUUAACCAUGUUAAGCAAGCUUGCACGGAAGUUAGACCGGCAAGUGAUGAAGAACUUCCAUCUGCAUAUGUAGAGGAAUAUCGGUGCGCGGUGGAUGCAGAAAUUAGCAAGUACGUUGGCGAAGCUUAUCCGAAAGGUGUAUGCUCAGUCUACUCUACCAAAGGAAAGCAUGUGGAAGAACCUGGAUCUAAUUUUGAGCUUGUUGUGGUGGUUUUAGCUUCUAGACAUAGUCCUCAAAAUUUCUGCAAUGGAAGUUGGCGCUCAAUAUGGAAUGUUGUGUUCGAGGAUGAGCUACAAAUUGUGGAACUGAGAGGCAGAAUGGAGGUAGGGGCCCACUAUUUUGAAGAGGGAAAUGUCCAAUUAGAUGCAAAACAUGAAUGCAAGGAUUCAACUGCAUUUCAGUCACCUGAUGAUUGUGCUGCUUCUGUGAUGAAUAUAAUUCGCCAUCAUGAGACGGAGUACCUAAAUUCUCUUCAGACAUCUUAUUUGAAUCUGCCUGAUACAACUUUCAAGGACCUUCGAAGAAAGCUUCCAGUUACUCGGACACUAUUCCCGUGGCACAACACUAUGCAGUUCAGCUUGACCAGAGAUAUAUCAAAAGAACUUGGCAUUGGAAAAUAGGAUAUGGUAUAAUCGGCAUCUAUUUUUGAGAUUUCAUCCAGCAGUGUUUUUGCUCUGCGUAUGUAGAUCCAAAAAUUUUCGUCCGAGACUGCAUACAACAUUCUUUAUUCUGUUUUUACAACCUUUUCACCUUCUAAAAAUUUGAGAUUAUUGUGAGGAUUUAAGGAAAGGAGGGUGCGGGGGCAGAAAUGCUGAAGAGCUAAAUACCAGUUAUAGUUCCUUGAGCUGCAAUGCAAAUGCUGGAACCAGUCUGUUUGUUCUUCCUCUAAAAUUGAGUAUCUUUGUCACAUGGUGCUCGUAAAUUUUUCUGCCUGUGUCUGAUCGUACCUAAUUCCAAAUGAUGGUAGGCAUCUUGUUGCCUCGAGUUUGUUUA